AUGGCAAAAGCUCUUAGUAAUAUUCCUUGUGUUGAACCCUUUAUAAUUGAAGAAACUUCAGUGAAUUUGGAUAAGAAAUGGAUUGUAUGGAAGGAUGAUCUGGAGUUAUUAUUAACUGCCAGUGGUAAUACUCAAGAAGCACAGAAAAAGGCUUUAAUUUUACACUGCGGUGGUCGAGAUUUACGAGAGGUUUAUCGCACGUUAAAAGCAGAUACGGACACAUAUGCAGACGUCAUUCAGAAACUCGACACAUAUUUUAAACCGAAAAAUAAACAUCAGGCAAUCGGUAAAAUAUGUUACGAAUGUGGAAAGAAAAAUCAUUUAUCGGCAGUUUGUUUAUCAUCGAAGCAUGGCCAAAAUUAUCAACGACACCAUAGAGAUUUUAAUUGCGACCGAACGAGAAAACGUGGCAACCAAGUACAAGAAAAUGCGAGUAACAGUUCUAUAUCUGAGGAAGAGAGUGAGAAUGAACAUUCUUUAUUCUCUGUCGAGAACAACAAAGUUUUAAAUUCUGUUACAAAUUGCGCCAAGAUUUUAGUUGAAAAUGUACCAAUUAAAUUAAUGAUAGACACUGGGUGUACAACAAGUGUCAUAGAUCGAGAAACAUUUAGCAAAUUAGAAUCUAAAAAUUUAAACGUUGUUUUGAAAAGUUCAAAAACAAAACUUUAUCCUUAUGCUUCACAGCCUGUGAAAGUUGUUGGUAAAUUCAACGCCCUUUUUGAAACAAAGAAACAAAUGUGCUCAAGCGUGAUUUGCGUAAUUGACAAACAAAAAGCUGGAAAUCUAUUGGGUAUCGACACCGCAAAACAAUUGAAACUAGUAACAAUCGCUAAUGAAAUUUCAACCAAUGAGAAAAUUCGAAAUCAUCAUACCGAAAAUCAAAACGUUGUACCGAAUAUACCGCAAGAAAUAAAAACUUUGAUAAACGACUUUAAUGAAUGUUUUCAUGGUACCGGAACGAUGAAAGAUUACGAAUGCAAACUACAUGUCAAACCGGAUGUUCAGCCGAUUUAUCAAAGAAUGAGGAGCUAUCAUAUACAUCUUCAAAAACAAAUAGACAGUGAAAUUAUACGUUUAGAGGAAGCUGGAAUUAUCGAGUCUGUGGAAAGACCGCAAGAAUGGGUUUCAAAUUUAGUAGCCACACCCAAAUCAUACAACUCAGUACGACUAUGCUUAGAUGCUCGCAGCAUCAACACUGCGAUACAAAGAGAAACGCAUCCAAUACCGACCCUCGAAUCUAUACUUGAUGGCAUGCAUGGGAGUAAAAUUUUUAGUAAAAUAGAUAUGAAAGAAGCACACACACAAAUAAUGCUUGAGGAAGAAUCGAGAAAACUGACAAAUUUUCACACGUCUUUCGGCAUUAAAAGAUUUAAAAGAUUGUGCUAUGGAUUAAACAAUGCUUUUGAAGUAUUUCAAAGAUCAUUGGAUCAAACCAUUGGUAAAUUACGUAAUGUGAAGUGCAUUUCGGACGAUACUAUUGUUUACAACAAAAAUUAUGCCGAACAUUUAGAAACUUUAAAAGAUUUAUUUACAAAAAUAAAAGAGCUAGGACUGCGUUAA
Molecule: messenger RNA, 1560 nt
Organism: Hydractinia symbiolongicarpus
Lineage: Eukaryota; Metazoa; Cnidaria; Hydrozoa; Anthoathecata; Hydractiniidae
Exons: 2
Coding region: 1-1560 (519 amino acids)
Source: RefSeq, a predicted model, not a curated record